Messenger RNA from Menidia menidia (Atlantic silverside), 783 nucleotides. Lineage: Eukaryota; Metazoa; Chordata; Actinopteri; Atheriniformes; Atherinopsidae. The record is from the annotation of a GenBank genome assembly.
AUGAAGGACAUGGAGCAGGACAUCUCCUCCAUUGAGAAGCGAUUUGCUUAUGGAUUCCUCCAGAAGCUUCUCAAGUGGAUGGACAUCGCGCAGGAAUUCAUCGCUCAUCUCGAGGCUGUAGUCAGCAGCGGCCGGGUGGAAAAAUCCCCACAUGAGCAGGAGAUCAAAUUCUUUGCAAAGAUUCUUCUGCCGCUGGUCAAUCAGUACUUCAAGAACCACUGCCUGUACUUCCUCUCCACUCCCGCCAAAGUUCUGGGCAGUGGAGGCCACUCCUCCAAUAAGGAGAAGGAGAUGAUUGCCAGUAUCUUCUGUAAGUUGGCUGCUUUGGUGAGGCACAGAGUCUCUCUUUUUGGAACGGAUUCAGGAGCCGUGGUCAACUGCCUGCACAUCCUCUCCCGCUCGCUGGACGCCAGGACCGUCAUGAAGUCGGGCCCUGAGAUCGUGAAGGCGGGACUGCGCCAGUUCUUUGAGAGCGCCGCGGACGACAUCGAGAAGAUGGUGGAGAACCUGAAGCUGGGGAAAGUCUCCAGUCGAAACCAGGGCUGUAAGGGCGUGUCCCAGAACAUCAACUACACCACCACCGCCCUGCUGCCCGUCCUCACCUCCCUGUUCGACCACAUCGCUCAGCACCAGUUCGGAGAUGAUGUCAUAUAUCUAAAACUCAAGCCAUUCCCCUUCUUCUCUAACCCCUCCUCAGUGGAUGACCUGCAAAUAUCCUGCUACCGCCUGAUGUGCAGCAUCUACUCUUUGGGAACGGUGAAAACUCCACAUGUGGAGAAGUGA